Pieris macdunnoughi is the source of this 3717-nucleotide messenger RNA. The record is from the annotation of a GenBank genome assembly. Lineage: Eukaryota; Metazoa; Arthropoda; Insecta; Lepidoptera; Pieridae.
AUGUCAGAGGCUUCAGGAAGUGUGAAGCCUGAAGGUUUGAUAACUUCACUUAUAGCUCAACUAAAGAUUACAAAAAUUCCUGAGACACCAACGACAGACCAAGAUUUUAUCAUCAAUCAGCAACAAAAUGCAUCAAUUAAAGUGCCUGAAGUUAAUAAAAUUUUUGAGAAUAUAAUAAGUGCUAUUACUAAAUCAAAUAAAAAGGUAUUCAAAAAAAACCUUAACUUUUUACAUGUAAUGGACAAAGCAUUAAUAAAGGAACAUUUGACUUUCAAGAACAUAGAUUUAUUCUCAUUACUUAGUAAACACUCUCAGUUAGAGAUGUUAGAAUAUCUCGUAGAGCAAAGGGAAAUUUUGCCAUUCCUUAUUCCAUUAGAUAAAAAAAAGGAAGAAAUAAGUAUAAAAACUACCUUUUUGAACUGUAUGUGCAACCGUAAUUCAGCAAUGCUUGAAAGGUAUUAUGACUAUUUAGCUGGAGAUCUUCACUGGGUUAUAAAUAAGACCAGUAGUAAAAAUGAUUUUGAAAAUUUGAAAAAUAUUUUAUGUUUGUUAAAAGAAGCAUUCACUGAAUACCAUGAAAUUUCAAAUAACAAUUAUCAUCAACAGGGGGUCAACCCACAAAUGGUUGUAGAUGUUUUGUGUAUAAUAUCUUUUAAUGAAUUUCAAAUAGAGUUGUAUGGAAAAUUAAAUAAAGUAAAACUUGAAAUGGAGCAGUGGCAACCUGUCAUUGACACAGACAAUGCUAUCCGAGAGAUUAAAGUCCUAAUAGACAUUAUAGAUAUAACAAUAAGCUUACAUGCCGACUACUCGAGGAAUAAAAUUAAUGAAAGUUUUCCUGCUCUUUUAUUGCUUGAAGACGAUGAUAAAUUUACAGUGUAUCGGAUAGCACAAAAAGUUUUUAUGUUUAGGAAAUUUUUGUGGAAAGCUGAUUACAAUGUGUGUCUUCUUAUAUUGGAUAAUUUGUAUCUGUUGAAAGAAAGACUAAAAAUGUCUGGAACCAUUUAUCAGGAAUUAGAAUCGCACCUUUACUACUUUAUUUAUAAUUGUAAAAGUAAAUGGUCCUUCUAUUUAUCUAAAACCCAAACAAUAGAAGUUGAAAAUCUUAUUGCAGAGAAUAAUGGUGUAAUGCAUAUUUUUAAUACGCCUUUUAAUAUGGAUAUGGGAGCAUUAUGGACAUUUUUGAUUAUUUAUUUAGAGAGGCAAGCUUUUCUGGAUAAACUUGAUAAUUUUAUAGAAGAGUUAAAAGUACCUAUUUUACCAGAAAACAUUAAACUAAACAGAUCAGAAAUGUCGCAAGAAGAGCAGCAGUCUUUAAUUCCUAUACCAGAAAUGAGAGACGAUUUCUCUUUAAGAAAGAUGUAUAGAACUCUUGAAGAACUGCCAAGUGCUGAAGAUGUAAAGCUGAAAACGGAAUGGGCCCAAUUGAUUAUCGAAAGAGUUCUACAAGUAGUUGGUGAAUUCAUUAAAAGUACCAAGGAAAGCAAACACUUAGAGGCUACAACCCAAGCUCUGAUGCUAGCUGAAAUACCAUUACAUAUUGUAAAAUCUCUCAAAACUAUUCGGCAAUUUUUAAGUAAAGCCGAUAAUUGCCAAAUACUGUGGAGGAUCGAGUUAUCAAAGCACGGACAAACUGUGCUAGCAAAGGUUUUAAAUGAUUUAAAACACAUCAAAGACGUUAUUAAAAGACAAAUUGGUAUAAACCGGUAUCUUGUUAAUAGAUCUCUCAUAAAUGGUUGUCGAGGAACCCUGCUAAAACGCAGGGACUGCAUUAGAGACAACAUAGAGAACAUUUUACCACAUCAUUUUGACGCUGUAUCAGAGGGUCUGGGAGUAUUUCUGCAAAAUCCUACAGAAUAUACAGGUAAUAUGCUUCUGGAAAACUUUUAUAAGUCACACUGGGAACCCACAGGGCUUAGCGUGGAUCUUAUGAUGGAAGUUGCACAGCUCCAACAUGACUUAAGAAUGCUUUAUAAUAAACACUGUCAAGUUCAACAAAGUAUUAAAGCAUUCAUUGAUAAAAACUAUUCAUAUUACAAAGACGUCAUAGUUACGAUUUUAGACAAAAUUAUGUUUCAGAAAGAGAAUUGGAAAAACAUAAAGUUGGAAUGUCUAAACAACGUGGAAAUACAAUUUGAUUUAAUUUCAGAAUAUCCAAAUGAAAUAGAUGUAAACAAAAUUAGAACAAACUUAAAAUUAAACAACUGUAGUAACAAAAAAUUAACUGAUUUGUUAACUAAUGUUAUUGAAAUAAAAUCGUUAUGGGAUAUUAUUGAAAAUAUACUUGAUUUCAUUAUCAACAAGUGUAAAGCGUUAAAUGAUUCUGUAGCUGAAAUUAAGUGGGGCAUUAUUUCUGAAUUUUAUGCAAUUGUUUGUCGGACCACAUACACGACUGACGAUAUGUCUCGAAAUGUUGAAAGGUUAUUUCAUUUUAUGGAACAAGCAGGCCUCAGAGAAGCAAAAUCCGUAGUGAGAAAUAAUUAUAAUUACGAGGGUUUACAAGAGUUGGAAGAAAUACUUCUAAUAAAUAAUUUUGUAACUGAAGAAGAAAUUUUGUACAUAUCCAAAAACACGCCUGUAAGCCAAAGGGAAAGUCUAAAGUUAUUAACCUUUGACAAAAGCAAAUUCAUUGAAGAAAUGAAACAUUACGUUGAUGCAAUUGGUAGCUUGCAACCAUAUGAUGCUAAAUCCGAAGAAAUUAUCAGCAAUGUUAAAAGCCGGAACAGUAAUCUCUUAAAGUGUUACUUGAACCGCUUAAAAUCACUAAGCUCACUUUUAAAUGGUCAGCCGAAAGAUUUGUUGGUUUUACGUUAUAAAUAUAUUGGCCAAUUUAAAAUUUGGUUACAAAUGAUUUUAAUUGACAUUUUUAAUAUUCUUAAAAUGUGUAAUCAAGAUGAUAAUCUACGUAAGGUCAAUAGGUUAUUAGCAGAAAUAAAUCUAAGGCAUGUUCUAACUCACGGUAGUCCUUUACUGGAGGUCGUUGGUGAUUUUUUAGAUGCCAAUGAUGUACCUUCCGAACUGAUUUCAAAAGCCUUAGAAUUUAUCAAAGAUCUAGAAUCUGUGCAAUCGUUGUACACGUUGAAAGAAUCCAAAUUCGAUUUUAAGUUAAUAUAUGAAAACGUUGAUCAUUUUGAUACAGAUAUUAGGAACCUUUUAAAUUGUUUGAAGAAGUCCAAAAACUGGGAACAAUAUCUUUCACUUUUACCCGAAAACAUAGUCUAUAAAAAGCCUAAAACAAAGAAAAAGCAAAAAAAGAAACCCAACGUACCCCAACCUGAAUUAAUAACCGCUAUAAAGGAUAAUGCAAGUGAUAAGAUCAAGGAAUUAAUAAAUAUUGUCGAUUUGGAUGCAAAAGAUCAAAAUGGUAAAGCUGCCAUCCACCAUGCAGUAAUUCAGAAUAAUAUUGAAGUACUAACAUUAUUAAAGGAACAUAAGGCAGACCUCGAUAUAACAAACCAAAAGGAUAACAAUCGCACUGCUCUACAUUAUGCAGCAAUGAAAGGAAAUAGCGUUGCAGUGGAUCUUUUGUUGAAAUCUGGUGCUAUGGUGCAGAAAGACGCAAAUGGUGACACUUAUAAAGAUAUUGAAGCCAUGCAAAUUGAAAAAUCAGAUGAAAGGAUUAAAUUUAAAGGUGAUAUGGACGACCUUCUUUCUGAUUUUGAAAGCUUGGGUUUAAAUGCACUAGGAGACGAUACUGAUGACAAUUUAAUAAAUAUAUAA